AUGAUUUACUCAUAUUUCAUUAAUCUACUAGCGAUAGGUAUAUCAUUCACGUAGUGAUAUUUAGUUACGUGAUUUGUUUCUUUUCACAGAAGAUUCAUGUUGCUUUGGUCUUAUGGCGUGGUGAUGUUUAAAACAGUGAAAAUGCUGUGGGUAUCCAAUAUAUAUGUCAUAAACUUGGAUAAACUCAUAGAUAAGUCAGAUACAUGUUGGAUUAGUAUUUAUGGUGUUUGAAAGAGUUACAUGUAAAUGCUGAUGUUGUCCAACAUAUAUUCCCUAUAGCUAUACCCUACUACAAUGGAAGUUUGUGCUAUUUGUGAAAAAUCUUUCACUGACACUGAUGAUACUGCCGUUUUAAGAGAAAAGGGAAGCCACGGCAUCAACCAGAUAAGUGCUUUGAAAAAGGAUACAGUAAAACCAACUGCCGGACAAAAAGUACACACAGAUUGCAGAAAGAAGUACGCUGACAAAAGACAUGUAUUGACUGAAUUAGAUGCACAUACUAAUGAAACUAGGUUACUAAGAUCUGGUAAUGAUUUUGAUUUUAAGCAUAAAUGUCUUUUUUGUGGAAAAGAUGCAAAAAACUCAUCCAGAAAACGUGGACAUGAUGUAUUUCCAGUGAGAAGCACUGACUUUCAGUCAACAAUAAAAGAAAUAUGUGCACAAAGAAAUGAUAAGUGGGCCGACAUUGUUGCAUGUAGAUUAGUAUAUGUCAUUGAUUUGUUUGCUGCAGAUGCAGUGUACCACCAGUCAUGUAAUGUUAAUUUCAGAACCGGUAGACAAAUUCCAAAAGCGUUUCAAGAUAUUCCUGCUAAAAGUCCAAUAGGAAGACCAUAUAGAGAAACAAAUGAUAGAUUUAUGGCUGUAGUUGAGUACAUAGAAGAUAGUGAAGAUGUUGUUACUGUAACAGAACUUGUUCAAGUGAUGGAGAAAGAGUGUGGAGAAAAUGCAUAUUCAGCGAAGCAUAUGAAAAGGAAAUUAGUAGAGUAUUUCGGUGACGCUUUAGUUAUUAGCAGUAAAGAAGGACAGGUUGACAAAUUUACUCUAAGGCAAACAGCAUCUUCAAUUUUACAUAGUUUUGAAGAAAACAAAAGACAAAGAACUGAAGAGGAAGAAAAAACAAGACUUAUCAAAACAGUCCCAAAGUUGAUUAAAUCGGAUAUUCUAGACAUCCCUGCUGAUAAUAAUGUCUAUCCAUCACCAGACUCAAUUGGUUCAAGUGACAAAAAUAGAUGUUUCAUUCCACAGAGCUUACUUUUACUUCUUAACUUGCUGUUCAGUGAAAAAGACAAAGAUGUAAAGAUUGCAUCUAUAGGACAAGCAAUUAUACAAAGUUGUAGACCCAGGAGUAUCCAAGCCCCUCUACAGAUUGGUCUAGCAGUGCAAUUAUACCACCAUUUUGGUUCCAGAUUUUUGAUUGAUAAUCUGAAUAGUAUGGGAUUUUGUUCGUCAUACUGGGAAGUGCAAAAGUUUGAGUCAAAUUCAGCUGCUAUGUUGAAUACAAGUAUGCCAUCUUUCUUCCCUGGAUCAUUUGUUCAGUUUUCUGCUGAUAAUGUGGAUCAUAAUGUAAGAACAUUACAUGGAAGCAACACCUUCCAUGGGAUGGGAAUUAUUGCAUGUAAUACCCCAGGUACACAAGUUCAUGCGCGUAUUCCUCGCAGAGAUAUAAGUAUGGAUGAAGUAGUGGAACUUGGAAGAAUUGAAAUCAAGUAUUUUAAAGAACCUGAACACGAAUUUAAAGCAGAUGUGUUUCACAACCUUGCAGAGCUUGAUGCGACAAACACCCACAGUAAAGAUAGAGUAUUUGACAUAUUUUCAAAUAUUGUACAUCCAAUGCGACCAGCUAGACCAAAUUUGUCAGGAUUUAUGCACCUGUAUGAAAAGAAACAGAAAUUUUUUCCAAAGUCAACCACAACAUUCCUUUCUAUGAUAGGUAUGCCACCUAGUGAUUUGUCUUGCAUAACUUCUACCUUACACUUCGUUGCCAAAGUAAGUAGGACGUAUGAUGUUACACCAGUGCUUACAUUUGAUCAGCCAUUAUUUCAGAAAGCUACAUAUAUACUUGAUACUGUACAACCAUCAAGCCCGAUUAAAAAUGUUGUUCUUCGUCUAGGUGGUUUCCACACUCAGAUGAGCUUUCUGGGAUGCAUAGGACAUUUGAUGAGUGGUUCAGGUUUGAGAGAGGUGUUAGAAACUGUAUAUUCUUCCAAUGCAGUAGUAUAUAUGUUGACCGGAAAAGCAGUAGCAAGAGCUGUAAGAGGACAUUUCAUGGUUGAUACAGCACUGCACACUCUUUUACUAUCAUCUGCUUUAAACAUUCACUACAUUUCACCCAUCCAAGAAGACGAAACACAAGUAUCUCAACAUACAGGACUUGGAAAUGUUUUCAUGAAACACAAUGCUACUCUCACACUGAAACAGUCGGAAGAUGAAAUGAUAUCUGAAGAGUCUUCGCUGUCAGAUGGAAUUCGGAGCAUUACAAAGAUAGACAUAGAUAAUUCUUCAAAAGAGUCGAGUUUUUCAUUUUGUGUUGCUAAUUCAGAGCAAGACACUUCUUUGGUAUCAGUCAGUGAAAAGCAGCAGUCUGGAAAUGAGCAGUUAAUGCAGAGGAUUGUAGAAUUGUAUGACAAGAUGGAGUCAAAACAAAUUCUAAAAGAUGCUAUAUGUGAAGAUGAUAGUUUGCAAUCUGUGUGUGAAAUACUGACACUUAAGACAGAUUACCUAAAAGGAUAUCGCACAGCAAGACUCUGGAUCCAGUACAUGGAGAUGAUUACAAUAUUGCGUGAUUUCAUAAGAGCUGAACGGACAAGCAACUGGUAUGACCAUUUACGAUCUGUCUUCAGAAUGCUUCCAUUCUUUGCUGCAUCUGGACACAAUCUUUACUUAAAGUCGGCAUACAUAUAUCUACAAAAAAUGUUGCAGUUGAAGGCAAGUCAUCCUGAAGUACAUGAAGCGUUCGUCUCCGGCUUCCAUUCUGUGCGGAGAACAGACAAAUUUUGGGCUGGAUUAUCAACAGAUCUAAUUAUAGAACAAGUAUUAAUGAGAUCUCUUAAAACCACAGGAGGACUGACAAGAGGUAGAGGCAUAAGUGAGAAUCAAAGAACACUCUGGUUGAUGUCUAUGCCAGCCAAAGCAGAAGUGAAUAAUGCCAUGCUAGAUCUGUUGGGCAUGAACAAUCCUAAUGAUGGGCACAAAGAAAUUCGUAAAUCUAGAAUUGACAAGGACGCAAAAGAUACCAGUACCAUAAUGUCAUUUUUAAAGGAGAGAGAUCCCUUUAAUAGCUCUGAUUUAUCUUUACGUAACAUUGAAACUGGAUUAACAGCAGGGAGUAAAGUAACUGCUGAUCAGGCCAAUGAUAUUGGUAACAGUAUAAUUCAGAGAAUGAUGGGAAAACCCCUGAAUGACUUUUCAUUCCAGAGAUCUUGGCAAGCUGUCACAUUGUCUGAAAAAACAUCAAUUACACUGUCAGGAGAAAACAUCAACAUAGAUACCCAGCUACUUUUUCAAAGAUUAAUCACCGCUGCAGGAAGAUUAGUGGAUGACACACAAGGCCUUUUUACAUAUGAGUUAUGCAGUGUUCCAAGUUCACUUUUUGACAAUACUGGCAUGCCAAGGCAACCUACGAAAUCUCUUCUUGCUAAAAGUAUGUGGAAAUUGGGGGACUGCAGUGCAACAAACAUUCCGAAUUCAGGCGACUGUGCUUAUGUCAUUGAUGGAGGUUCUCUUUUACAAAGGAUUCCAUGGCAGAAAGGCAUGUCAUUUGGAUCUAUAUGUGAGGAAUACACCAAUUAUCUUAAACAGAGAUACAGGAAACCUGUUGUUGUUUUUGAUGGUUACAGCAACAGUCCAUCUACUAAAGAUUUAACACAUUUAAGGAGACAGAAAGGUGCAGUUGGAACUAAAGUUCUUUUUGCAAGAGCAACGCCAUGCAAAACAAACAAAGAAGUCUUUCUGCGGAAUACUGACAAUACGAAAAACUUCAUUGCGCUUCUCAGUGAAACAUUUGCCAAUCAUGGAAUACCUGUAAAACAAGCCACAAAUGAUGCUGAUUGCCUCAUUGUCAAAACUGCAGUGCAGUCAGCUGAAACAGACACUACAGUGGUUGUUGGAGAAGAUACAGAUUUGCUUGUGUUACUGUGUUACCAUGUUGAUGGAAUAAAACAUGGUGUGUAUUUUCGAUCAGAUUCAAGACCGAAACGAGGGAAAGGCAAAAGGGUAUGGGAUAUACAGAAGACAAAACAAAUACUGGGACAAGAUGUCUGUAGUCUACUUCCCUUUAUUCAUGCACUGACAGAAUGCGACACAACUUCAAAAGUACAUGGCAUCGGCAAAGCCUCAGCUCUUAAAGUUUUGUGCACAAAGCAGAAUUUCAGGGAUAAUGCAUUAAUGUUCAUCAAUGCAGAAAUAAAAGACGAUGUAAAGAAGUUAGGUGAAUAUGCGAUGAUCUGUUUGUUUGAAGGGGGAACUUCUGAAAGUUUGGAUCACCUUCGUUUUCAGAAAUUUGCUAGGAAAGUUUCAUGUAGCACAAGCUUUGUGGAAGUGCAUAGUCUACCUCCCACCAGUUCUGCUGCGGCGUUUCAUAGUAUGAGAGUUUAUUGGCAAACCCAUACAUGGAUGGGAAAUGAAAAUCUUGAUCCUUUGGAAUGGGGUUGGGAGGUGUCUGACAACAUUUUAAGCCCAGUCAAAAUGACUUUGCCGCCAGCACCAGAAUAUUUGCUUAAAGUCAUCCGAUGCAGCUGUAAAACAGGAUGUGACAGCAAACGUUGUACUUGCAGGAAACACGGUUUAGAAUGUUCUGUGGGAUGUGGAAUUUGCCGUGGAGUCAGUUGUUCAAAUUCUCCUACAUUAACGGAACUUACUGCAGAAGAUGAAGACAGUUAUGAUGAAAUGUAAAUAAUUGUGGAGUUUUAUUGCUAUACUUUGAUUAUUUUGUUGCAGUACUGAACUUUGGUUUUAGUGUUACAGUACUGUAAUUCAAUGGUUAUCAUGUUGCAGUACUAUACUUUGAGUAUGGUUUUGAAGUGUUGCAAACCUAUACUUUGAUUAUGAUGUUGCAGUAAUGAACUUUGAUAAUGAUGUUGUAGUACUUUACUUUGACUGCCACGUUGCAGUACUAUUCUUUGACCAUGGUUUUCCAGAACUAAAACUUUAUGUUGUUGCAGUACUGUGCAUUGAUUAUGAUCUUGCAGUACACUGUGCAUUGUACUAUAGUUUGAUAAUGGUGUUGCAGUUAUAUACUUCGAUACUUUAAGUGUUGCAGUACAUAGUACUAUACUUUGAUUAUGAUGUUGCGGUACUAUACUCUGAUUAUGAUGUUGCUCUUCUAUACAUUGAUUAUGCUGUUGAAGUACUAUACUUUAAUUAUGGUGUUGCAGUACACUGUACACAGUAUUAUACUUUAAUUAGGGUAUUGCAGUACUAAAUUUUUAUUAUCUUGUUGCAGUACUUUACUUUAUUAUGAUGUUAAAGUUAUAUACUUUGAUUAUGGUACUGUAGUAUUAAAGUUUCAUUAUGGUGUUGCAGUACUUUACUUUGAUUUUGCUAUAGCAACUGAACUCAAAUUUUCUUGCCGUCAAUUUUGUCUCAUUGAAUAAGAAUUUCAGAAAAUCUGUAACAUACUGAUAGUAAUGUUGUUAUGUAAUAUUAAAUAGCGGCUUAUCUUUUGUAUGAAUAUGUGUAAUAUUUAAUCAUUUUAUAGAUAUUAUAUCCUUAAUGCCAUUUUGUAGAUUAACAUUAAGCACAUGCAAAGAAAACAGUGUAGUUUAAGAAACAAUGUUAUUUCCAAUACGCAGCACCACUCUCUAUGUAAUUAAGGUAGAAUUGAUUAAACAUUAUAUUGUCUUAUAGUAAUGAAUUAGUUGUAUUAGAAAUGAAUAAAAAUAGGUAUGUUUAAACAUAUUUACCUGUAUAAAGAAGAUUUAUGUAGUUAUUUAUAUUUUAUUAUGAAAAUCGCGUGCGGUCCAAUUUUUUCAGAUCAGUUUAUCAAAAAUUCAAGUACACGAAGCUUU
Messenger RNA from Mercenaria mercenaria, 6005 nucleotides. RefSeq lists its product as uncharacterized. The record is from RefSeq and is a predicted model, not a curated record. NCBI's taxonomy places the organism in Eukaryota, Metazoa, Mollusca, Bivalvia, Venerida, Veneridae. Bases 295 to 4890 code for a protein of 1531 amino acids. The transcript is spliced from 3 exons.